AAGAAUACAACUAGGGUUUCUGACUUCACUUCCAUUGUCUUUUUUACUCUUCUUGUCUAUCCAUCUAAUUUGCGUGAAGUUAACCACACUGCCUCUCUCUCUCUCUCUCUCUCUCUAAGCCGCAGACAAAAAAUGCAGCUUCCCCAACUCACUCACUGACCCCGAGAGCCAACACCGAUGCCUUGAAAUUGGACCUGAACCUCGGAAUCUACGGACCAUUUUCAUUCUUGGCCUCCCUCUUGAGAAUCUGGGUUUUCUUUUAGGAGAAAACCCACCAAGUAUCCAAAAUGCAGCCUCAAACGCUUCCCAUUUUGCUUUUCACCUUUCUCAGUGUUCCCUUGUCAAGACCAGAUCUGGGUUCGGACCGAUCUGCACUCUUGGCCCUCCGGUCGGCAGUCGGUGGCCGGACCCUUCUCUGGAACGUCACCGAGUCGGACCCGUGCUCUUGGGCUGGAGUCUUAUGUGAGGACAACCGUGUCACUGUGCUCCGUCUUCCUGGAGUGGCCCUCUCAGGCGACCUCCCCUCUGGCAUUUUUGGCAACCUGACCCGUCUGCGCACUCUCAGUCUGCGUCUCAAUGCUCUCACGGGUCAACUCCCCUCUGAUCUCGCUUCCUGCGUGAACCUUCGCAACCUUUACUUGCAAGGUAACCUCCUUUCCGGUGAAAUCCCGGACUUCGUGUUCACUCUUCGUGACCUCGUUCGGCUCAACCUUGCUUCCAACAAUUUCUCUGGCGGGAUCUCUCUGGGUUUCAACAAUCUGACCCGGUUGAGGACGUUAUUCCUCGAAAACAACCAACUCACAGGGUCGAUUCCCCCUGAGUUGGACUUCCCGAAGCUUGAGCAGUUCAAUGUGUCCAACAAUAUGCUCAAUGGUUCAGUACCAGAGAAACUUCAAACGUUUGAGGAGGAUUCGUUUCUGGGGAAUUCACUAUGUGGGCGUCCCUUUGAAUCUUGUUUCGGGAAUGUGACUAUACCGGACCAAGACAGCGGAAACAAUGGCGGAAAGAAGUUGUCCGGAGGUGCAAUUGCGGGUAUUGUGAUUGGAUCCGUAUUGGCUUUCUUGGUUAUCCUUGCAAUUCUGCUAGUGUUCUGCCGGAAGAAGAGUAGCAACAAGCAGACGAGCACUGUGGACAUUGCGAUGGCGAAGCACCCGGAGGUGGAGAUUCCGGGUGAGAAACCUGCCGGGGACGUCGAGAGCGGCAGAUAUGGAAAUGGGUAUUCGGUGGCGGCCGCGGCGGUGGCAGCGAUGACUGGGAAUGGCAAGGCAGAUGCAAACGGUGGUGGUGGAGGGGCUAAGAAGUUGGCGUUUUUCGGGAAUGCAGCGAGGGUGUUUGAUCUGGAGGAUCUGUUGAGGGCCUCGGCAGAGGUUUUGGGGAAGGGGACGUUCGGAACGGCGUACAAGGCGGUGUUGGAGACGGGGACGGUGGUGGCGGUGAAAAGGUUGAAGGAUGUGACAAUUUCGGAGAGGGAGUUCAAGGAGAAGAUUGAAGCGGUGGGAGCAAUGGAUCAUGAGAAUUUGGUCCCUCUCAGGGCUUAUUAUUAUAGCAGGGAUGAGAAGCUGCUUGUGUAUGAUUACAUGGCCAUGGGAAGCUUGUCUGCACUUUUGCAUGGAAACAAGGGUGCAGGCAGAACUCCACUGAAUUGGGAAAUUAGGUCUGCCAUUGCGCUUGGAGCUGCUCGUGGCAUUGAGUAUCUGCACUCCCAAGGUCCCAGUGUCUCUCAUGGAAACAUAAAAUCAUCCAACAUCCUCCUCACCAAAUCCUAUGAUGCCCGAGUUUCUGAUUUUGGUCUCGCACACCUUGUGGGGCCCUCCUCCACUCCCAACCGAGUUGCUGGCUACCGAGCCCCUGAGGUUACCGACCCUCGGAAAGUAUCCCAUAAGGCAGAUGUCUAUAGCUUUGGUGUUUUGCUGUUGGAACUGCUAACUGGGAAGGCCCCCACUCAUGCCCUUUUGAAUGAGGAAGGGGUCGAUCUUCCCAGAUGGGUGCAGUCCAUUGUACGAGAAGAGUGGACUUCUGAGGUCUUUGAUCUUGAGCUCCUCCGCUACCAGAAUGUUCAGGAGGAGAUGGUCCAGCUAUUGCAGCUUGCAGUAGACUGUGCUGCCCAGUAUCCUGAUAAACGCCCUUCAAUGCCUGAAGUUGCAAGGCGCAUUGAAGAGCUACGUCGUUUUAGCUUGCGAGAAGAUCAUGGCCCUCAACCUGAUUUCAUCAAUGAGUCAGAUGAUGUGUCUUCUCGGUAAGUUCUUCAGUGACUGCCACCAUCCCUUCCUAAUGGAUUGUAGAAGACUCUUCACUGUUUUCUUAUGCCCAUAUAUUGUGUUAAUUCUGGCGGUUUGGUUGUAUGCUUGAUCCGGGCCUCCCCCAUCUUCUUUCCUUAGGAGCCAACUGUCAAUUUUUUCAUUUCCUUUCGUAAUUUUUUUUUCUCUUCUCCCAUUCCCCCAUUGUACUAGUUUGUUUUUUCCCUUUUCUCAUUAAUACUUUGGGGUGGGUAUCUGUUCCAUUAGUUAUUGUUGGAUGAUGGUGGUUGUAAUUAUUACUUGCUUUUA
Messenger RNA from Juglans microcarpa x Juglans regia, 2546 nucleotides. RefSeq names its product probable inactive receptor kinase At1g48480. NCBI's taxonomy places the organism in Eukaryota, Viridiplantae, Streptophyta, Magnoliopsida, Fagales, Juglandaceae. Gene Ontology annotation, biological process: protein phosphorylation. Gene Ontology annotation, molecular function: ATP binding; protein binding; protein kinase activity. The record is from RefSeq and is a predicted model, not a curated record.